AUGGGGAAGCAGGGGAGCCGGUCGCGCAAGCGGCAGCUGGAGGGCAAGCACAAGUACUCGCUGGGUGAGGCCAUGACGGACCCGGAGGCCCUGGGGGUGCGCGUGCACCCGCGGGCGGAGAAGCGGAGGAAGGGAGGCGAGGACGAGGACGAGGCUGGGGACCUCGACGACAUCCCAGGAGCCACCAGGGCCGGCAUCAUGGAGCUCGCACGCGCGCAGCAGCGCGAGGUCGAGGCCGAGGUCGCGGAGGGCCGCGCCGACGUCGACGGCGGCGAAGAGCGCCCGCGCGAGCGCCGCGCCAUCCUCGCUGACGCAGUGCGGAGGGCCGCGGAGACGACGGGCGCGGCGCGGCGGGCGCCCGCGGAGGAGUGGGUGCCGACGAGGGCGGACAGCGACGACGACAGCGUCGGCGCGCCGGACGAUGAUGACGCGUGGGAGGCUGCGUGGGAGGCGGAGGAGGAGGGCGUGACGGAGGAGGACCGGCGCGCGAUGGAGGCGUUCAUGGCGCCCGCGGGCGGGGAGUCCAUGGCCGACAAGAUCAUGCGGAGUUUACGGGAGCAGCAGGCCGCGAUGGGGGCGGACGUGCUUCCGGAGAGCGCCCCGGGGGACCAGGGGGGGGAGCCGCGGCUGGUGCGCACCGGGCUGGACCCGAAGGUGACGCAGGUGUACACGGGCGUCGGGCAGCUGAUGUCGCGGUACACGUCCGGGCGCGUCCCGAAGGCGUUCAAGAUCAUACCGUCCCUGGAGGAGUGGGAGGAGGUGUUGUGGCUGACCGACCCCUUUGCGUGGACGCCGCACGCGGUGUACCAGGCGACGCGGAUGUUCUCGUCGAACCUGAACGCGCGCAUGGCGCAGCGGUUCUACUCGCUCGUGCUGCUCCCGCGCGUGCGCCGCGACAUCGCCGAGAACCGCCGGCUGCACUUUGCGCUCUUCCAGGCGCUCAAACAGGCCUUCUACAAGCCCGCCGCGUGGUACAGGGGCAUCCUGCUCCCGCUGUGCCAGUCGCGGACGUGCACGCUGCGCGAGGCCGUCAUCCUCUCGUCCGUCCUCAAGCGCGUGCACGUCCCCGUCCUGCACAGCGCCGCCGCGCUCCUCCGCCUCGCGGAGAUGGAGUACGGCGGCACGACGUCCUUCUUCAUCCGGGUGCUGCUCGAGAAGAAGUACUCGCUGCCGUACCGCGUCAUCGACGGCCUCGUCGAGCACUUCUGCCGCUUCCACGACGAGGAGCGCCGCCUCCCCGUCGUGUGGCACCAGUCGCUGCUGACGUUUGUGCAGAGGUACAAGGGAGACCUGAAGGCGCAGGACAAGCAGCGGAUCAAGGCGCUCUGCAAGGAGCAUUACCACUACCAGAUCUCGCCCGAGGUGCACCGCGAACUGGACGGGUCGCUCCACCGGGGGCAGCGCGCCAUGGCCGCCGCGCCCGUCAGCCGCCUGGCGGCCGCCGGCAAGGAGGACGUGCGGAACCUCCCGCCGGUCAUGAUCCUGGACGACUGA
Messenger RNA from Pedinophyceae sp. YPF-701, 1494 nucleotides. The record is from the annotation of a GenBank genome assembly. NCBI's taxonomy places the organism in Eukaryota, Viridiplantae, Chlorophyta, Pedinophyceae.